This is a messenger RNA of Peronospora belbahrii, 1323 nucleotides long. Lineage: Eukaryota; Oomycota; Peronosporomycetes; Peronosporales; Peronosporaceae. The record is from the annotation of a GenBank genome assembly.
AUGACCGACACAAUGUGGGACUCACUAUCAUAUUUAUCAGGCUUUGGUAACACCUUUUGCUCUGAAGCCCUACCUGAUGCACUUCCGAAGGGGCAAAACAAUCCGCAAAAGUGUCCAUACGGUUUAUACGCCGAACAGCUCUCUGGAACGGCAUUUACAUUGUCACGAUCGAGUAAUCAACGCAGUUGGUUCUACCGGAUUUUACCUUCUGUAGUACAUGAAAAGUAUCAAAAAGUCGAAUCUCCAUUCAUUAAAGCAGAUUUUACACGGGAAAACUUAACACCAGAGCAAAUACGAUGGAAACCCAUGCCAUUUCCAAUUAAGUCGGAAAAAGUGGACUUUAUUGACGGACUUUAUACAAUUGGUGGUGCUGGAGAUCCAACAAUGAAAGCAGGAAUGGCGAUUCAUAUGUAUACAGCCAAUAAAUCCAUGAAAGACAAAUGCUUUUACAACUCGGAUGGAGACUUUUUGAUUGUUCCACAAGUUGGUGUGCUUAAAAUUACGACCGAGUUUGGACGACUCAAGGUCUUACCGCACGAGAUCUGCGUGAUACAGCGCGGAAUUCGCUUUUCGGUUGAACUAGACGAACCUUCUCGCGGCUACAUCUUAGAGGUUUACAAUCGUCACUUUAUUCUACCUGAUCUUGGUUCAAUUGGUGCCAAUGGACUCGCCAAUCCGCGGGACUUUGAGCACCCAAGCGCUGCCUACGAGGACCGUGACUGUGAGUACUUGGUAAUCAACAAGUUUGGUGGCCAAAUGUUUUCAGCUUGUAUGGCGUUUUCGCCGUUUAAUGUUGUCGCCUGGCAUGGGAAUUAUGUUCCGUACAAGUACAACCUGGACAAAUUCUGCACGAUGAACUCGGUCAACUAUGACCACCCGGAUCCCUCCAUUUACUGUGUGCUUACAUGCCAAACAGAAGAAGCAGGCAAUGCAGUUGCAGAUUUCGUCAUUUUCCCGCCGAGAUGGAUGGUUCAAGAACACACGUUUCGUCCACCUUAUUUCCACCGCAACUGCAUGAGCGAAUACAUGGGCAUGAUUGACGGCACAUACGACGCCAAGAUAGGAGGUAAAGAUGGUUUUGCUCCGGGUGGUGCUUCUCUUCAUAGCGUCGCUACACCACACGGGCCAGAUGCAACUACUUUCCUCUCUGCUAUUAACGCACAGCUCAAACCUGAGAAGACUGAUGCUGGUCUCGCAUUUAUGUUUGAGACGACGUACCUAGUCAAGCUAACGGACUACGCACUUCACUGCGACCACAAUGACGGUGACUACUGGAAGUGUUGGCAGCAGAUGCCAAAGCUCUUUAAUCCUAAAGAGGCUUAG